GAAAAUGGUUACCUACCCGUACGAAAGUUUUAGCUAGCCAGAUUUGCUACUAGCUAUUCGCAAGCUAUUUAUCAGGCAGAAAUUCUCAAGUUAAAUUAAUCUUGCAAAUUUUCAGCUACGGUUAAGCUAUAAGUCUGCUGCUGCUGCUAGAAAUUCCGUCUUUAAAAAAUGACGUCUCAACGAUUUAACCCUGGCCGCCAUAAGAAAACAUUAAAAAGAAGAGCUACCACUGCCGUCGAUGCAGAUUACAAAUUGAAGGUUUUAAGAACUGCUGUGGUGGAAAAUGCUGACGAAGGUGCUGUGUCGGAAGUGGAACAGUUAGUGUUGAUGUCUACUGGUCCAGCAGCAGAAAAUUUGCUGGACCGUGCAUGCCCGGAUGAUGAGUUUGACUCAGCUGAGGCCUCAGCUAUCUUCAACGUCACAGAUAGUGGAAGUCGCAGUCAAGCUUCAAGAUCAGAAAGUACUGUACUUACAGAUUACCUUCGAUCAACAAAUGCCGCUGUGUUAAAAACAUUUCCGGCAUCCACAUCCACUGAACUUGAGUUGUCUUUGGGUGAUGGUGAUGAAGACGAAGAAUCUCUAAACAGUGAUGACACUGAUGAUGAAGUAAGUUUUAAAUAAUAAUUAUUCGAUAACAAAGCUGCAGUAUAGACUAUACUUAUAUAGUCCUAUCAUUAUAGUAUUUAACAACUCUAUAGGGUUCAUGACUCUCAAUAAAAUAUCCAUAAAAAUGCUACGGUUUUAAGAGCAUUUUAUUUAUGUAUUUUACUUUUUGUUUACAUGAUAUUUUCCAGAACAAUAAAUUACAGUUUUUUGGUACACGUGAUAUUGUUUUUUUUGUCUAAAGUAUUUUCAGAAAAGGUAAACUAUAGAAAUUUGAUAAAAGAUCGUUGCUUUAUUAAGAAAGUUGAUAUAUCAUAUUAUCAUGAUACAAUGUGGUGUAAAUUAUAGUUGUUUACCCGUUUAUUAAAAAAGCACCAGGUAAAUGGGGACAUAUUUUAUCCAUGUAGAAAAACUAUGCUUUUUGUAUUAAAAUAUUACUAUGAGAGUCGCUACCUUCUCUUGCCGGUAUGAUUUAUUUUUAUUAAGAUGUAUUAUCUAAUAAUUCUUGUUCAAUAUUAUAUUUUGUCAAAUAAUCUAUCUGUUGUUGGUAUUACAAAUGAAAAACACACACAAAAAUUGUAAAUAUGUUAUCCGAGUGAUGAGCAAUAAGUUGCAGUAUUAAUACAGUAGUUUUUAAAUCCCG
Daphnia magna is the source of this 1246-nucleotide messenger RNA. RefSeq lists its product as uncharacterized. Bases 169 to 621 code for a protein of 150 amino acids. The record is from RefSeq and is a predicted model, not a curated record. The transcript is spliced from 4 exons. Lineage: Eukaryota; Metazoa; Arthropoda; Branchiopoda; Diplostraca; Daphniidae.